GCCUGUCACUCCAAAAAAAUAUCAUUAUAAAUUGUGCGCAACAACUUCAGCGUGCGAUGGUGUACCCAGUGCAGUCCAGCCCAGUAUCACAAGUCUACAACAAAAUGACCUGACCUGUCUCCCAAAACCUAGUCCUGAUUUGAGUAUGUAAUGACCUAGCCACCAUAGUAACCUGUCCCAAACAUUCAUAACAGCUUUUCAAACGAGCAGAGUGCGUCGUCAUUACGUUCAAGGCUUUAUUCAGAAGGUAAUUCCUGGUACAGUGAGCAGUAUAAUCUGACUUACAGUGGACUACUCUGGGGAUAGAAAGCAAAGAUCCGCACUCGUGGCUUACCCGAACAGGUCCCAACGUUACGUACCACAUACCCGUAACCCAGGGGUGGAUAUGGGGUGACCUCAUUCCUCACAUGCAAGCAGAAAGUGAAUUUUAGUGCAGGCCACUAUCAUCAGGAAAUAAGGGAAGACUUCCUUGCCUUUGUGCACGCCAGGCCUCACCGGUAAAGGCCUCACCGGUAAAGGUUUAGCCUGGCUCCUUUUGCGCACCGUUGAAGACCUCGGAUUGGACAUGGCCAAGUGCAGGGGACUUGGUUUCGAUGGAGCAAGUGCCAUGAUGGGAAAAUUCAAAGGGUGUGCCGCAGUACUCAUGAAGAAGUACACCCUGGCCAAGCCGAUCCACUGCUCUGACCACCGGCAGAAUCUAGUACUGACGAAGCCGUGUGACGUCAAGGAAGUGAAGAUCGCUCUUCAAACACUGACCGAGGUGUGCAACUUCGUUCAUUCUUCAAAUAUGCACUGUCUCCGCUUCACAGAGGUUGUCAAGCUUACCUCGGCCAAGCGCGAAGAGCUUGUUCCCCUGUGCCCCACCAGGUGGAUUGAGAGGCAUGACGCAGUGCUGGUUUUUGUUGAAUUUCUGCCUGUCAUCGCUGUUUUUCUCGAGGAAGAACUUGACGCCACCGCUGGGCUCCUUCUCAUCGCCAUACAUGUUCCCCGCUUUCUCGUUGGACUGGUUGUAGUGGAGUGUACAUUGGCGCAUACUCUCAAGCCAAGCCGAACUCUUCAGAGAAAAGAUGGCGACCUGGUGUCAGCCUAUGCCCGAUUCGUGGCAUCGAGACCAUUUUUGGCAAGUUCAGAGCAGAUGUGGAGAAUCAUUUCCACGAUGUGUUCAUGAAAGCGGAAGAGCUUUUGGUAGAGGUGGGGUCAUCGCAUGACACCAUCCCUGUGCCACGACUCUGUGGACGACAGACCCAGCGAUCAAAUGUUCCGUGCGAGAAUGCUGAGGAGUGCUACCGCCGGGCGGUGUACAUUCCAUUCGUGGACCACGUCUUGGCUGAGUUGAAGAGUCGGUUCAGCGACUACACAGUGCCUGUCGCACUUCGAUCAGCUCAAGCAACUCCUCAAUGGCCUCGAAACGGAUGUUGCAGCUGUGCUUCAAGCGGAGAAGCUCUACGAGCUCGACAUGGAAUCCCUGACACUCGUGAAGGCACUGGGCAUUAUCUGUUUUGGUCUUCCAAACUAUCAAAGAAGCCCAGGCACACGCCAGCACCAGCGUGUUCCCCAAUCUCGCCAUUCUCUUGAAAACUCUGUUGACGCUUCCAGUCUCCAACGAGAGGUCUUUCUCAGCAUUGAAAAGGCUUAAAACCUAUUUGAGGAGUACCGUUGGCCAAGAGCGCCUGAACGGACUUGCCCUCCUCUAUGUCCACUAUGAUAUCCCCCCCAUUUCAGUCAAGAGAGUGAUAAGCAAAUUCGGCGAAAAAAAACGCCAACUACUCUUUGCUUAGUGAGGCACUUGUUGAAUACUUGGGAAUUUAUUGUAAAUAUAUUUCUGUACCGUCCUGAAACCCUCACUUAAGGGUAAGGUCAGGAUAAGUUAAGGUAAG
Molecule: messenger RNA, 1877 nt
Organism: Eriocheir sinensis (Chinese mitten crab)
Lineage: Eukaryota; Metazoa; Arthropoda; Malacostraca; Decapoda; Varunidae
Product: SCAN domain-containing protein 3-like
Exons: 2
Coding region: 566-1168 (200 amino acids)
Source: RefSeq, a predicted model, not a curated record